UCAUCUGAGCUGUUGCAAGAGUGCGGACGUGUUGCGUGGCCGUCGAGCUCUCGGGCGGCGAACGAUGGCUGCGCAGUGAGGAAGGCUCAACAUAUGUUUCCUGUCCUACCUUUGAGGGCGGAAGAGUGGAGCGCAGCAGGGUCACAAAGAAGAUAACGAAGAAGAUCACGAGGGGCCGAAGAUAAAAGCGAAAUGGUCGAUGAAAGCGUUGUCACCGCCAUAUCCAGCAUUUGCGCGGUACUCAACUGCGCCUACAUAGCGUUCGAACUGUAUGCUGCUAGCGGUGGUUACAUACGCAACGCAACAAGCUUCAACCUCGUAACCGCUGCUGUUUGCGCACUAAGCCUCGGGAGCGACAUCAUGCUGCUCAAGUCUGUCUCCUGUGGAUCAACGAUGCCACGAGCCACAACUGGUAACCAAGGCAUACCGAAGGGGACUCUUAAGAGAAUGCGGCUGGCACUCUGUGCCAAGGCGCUUGUCAUUACCUUCGAAUUUUUCGCGGCGAUUUUUGACGGCUACAACUGUGCCCAAGAUUGCCUCAGGUACUUAUAUGGCAACAACCUGAAGUGGCAAGAAUAUCUAAAGAAUAAUCCCCCAAGCGACACCGUAACGGCUGGGGAGGCUCUUUUAAUGCUGUUUUUAAUUGGAACUACCAUCGCCACUGCCAUUAAGGGCGUAUUGUUGUUUCUCAUUCACGACUACUACGAAGGCGUCAAGCAGCAAGGAACGCUAACUUCUAACGGCCUUGAGGACACCUUUGAGAAGGAGGAACCUGGCCUGCCGGCUACCCCACAGCAAGUCCCACAGCCGAUACCGGGCGUCUACUACCCAGCCGGCGGAAUGCUCCUACUGGGAGCCCCGAUGCCGACGGGAGGACCUGCGGCCGCGCCUGCGCAGCGAUGAUGACGCCUGUAGGCGCGCCACGGACCAAGAGGGGCGCGCGAAAAACCAGGCGAAAAGGAGAAGAAGAAGCAUCGUCGUGCUGUCGCAUCUGUGCACGUGCGACAUAAGACAGUGUGCUCAGCCACGUGAAUUCUUUUUUUGGGGUGGGGGGGGGGACUGUAUUUCUGCGGUCGUAAAUAACAAUAAUUCCUCGUCGUACAAUCAUUCACACUAUAUAGUAUUGGCGCAAACGAAACACAAUUCAAUAGACCCCCACUUUUCUUUUUUUUUUGUAUGCCAAUGCCAGAGAAAAAUAAUUCCCUGACAAACGCUAUGCAUAUGUAGCAUGUCAGCUUACUUGCUUCGAGCCCUCAAAACUCCACCUGUGCGAUACCAAAAUGGAACCAAGUUAGUAUGGUUCACCCUCCCUUUGAAUAAAUGUAGGCGUUUUUGAA
Messenger RNA from Dermacentor albipictus, 1337 nucleotides. RefSeq lists its product as uncharacterized. The record is from RefSeq and is a predicted model, not a curated record. Lineage: Eukaryota; Metazoa; Arthropoda; Arachnida; Ixodida; Ixodidae.